Messenger RNA from Sphenostylis stenocarpa, 312 nucleotides. The record is from the annotation of a GenBank genome assembly. Lineage: Eukaryota; Viridiplantae; Streptophyta; Magnoliopsida; Fabales; Fabaceae.
AUGGUGUUGCACACGGUGGCUCUGAGCCACGGUUUGAAACCUGCGGUGGCUGGGUUCGCGUGCCCACUGAUCCUCAAAUUCUUGAUGGGUUUCAGAUUCUUCCGCGACAACGCUCUUCACCAUUCAAGGCUCUUCCUUUUCCAACUGGGUCACAUAGCCUUCAACACCGAACCCUCGAUCACCCACGUCGCACGAAUGGAACGCGCUCUUCGCUUGAUUUGGAGAACGCUCUCUCCCUCCCCUUCAUCGUCGGCGGAAAACUCCCACAUCGUGGAGGAGAGCCUCCAUGACCUUUCCAUGCUUUCGCUUUGA